Diversispora eburnea is the source of this 729-nucleotide messenger RNA. The record is from the annotation of a GenBank genome assembly. NCBI's taxonomy places the organism in Eukaryota, Fungi, Glomeromycota, Glomeromycetes, Diversisporales, Diversisporaceae.
AUGGCGAUAUCAGAAGGAAUUUUAAACGAGAAUAAAUCUUCCAAUAAGAAUAUUUCUUCGGAAAAUAUUAAAAUUCGUGAAUUUAUGGAUAAAGAUAGUGAUGAUGUACAAAAAAUUUAUGUUAAUUCUAUGUUAGAUUCUACUAUGCAACAUUUUUAUGUUCUUAUUCUUUGGAUAGUUUUAACAUAUUUCACUAUAAAAAAUAAUGCUUCCCAUAUAACAUUAAUAGUAUUUGUAUUUAUUGGAUGGGGAUUCUUUUUAUAUAUGAAUGCCAAUGGAUUUAUUACCAAUAAAAUAUGUAAUGAAGCUCAACAAUCUAUUCGUCAUGAAUUACAUGAAUUAUCUAAAAUGAAAUAUAAUCUUAUUGGAUUUCUUGAAUUUCAAGCAACACGUGUGUCCAAAAAACGGAAUUCAUUAAUACCAUUAACAUCACCGUUAUUACCACAAAUAAAAUAUUUAUGCGUAGAUUCAAAUUAUAAAAGACAAGGAAUUGCUACUAUGUUAAUGGAACAUGCAAUAAAAUAUGUAUAUAAGAAACAAAUUAAAAAAAUUAUGGUAAUAACUUCUACUUGGGAAGAACCUGCAAUGGAUUUAUUUUAUAAAUUAGGUUUUAUAGAAAUUAUGAGAAGUUCUAUAGUUUAUGGAUUAGCUCAAAGAGUGAAUAUGGCUUUAGAUGUUGAUUUAUGGUUUAGACAUCGUAAAGCUAGUAAAUUGAUUAACUAUAUUUAA